This is a messenger RNA of Cyprinus carpio (common carp), 2985 nucleotides long. Its product is annotated as glycerol-3-phosphate acyltransferase 3. Gene Ontology annotation, cellular component: endoplasmic reticulum. Gene Ontology annotation, molecular function: glycerol-3-phosphate O-acyltransferase activity. NCBI's taxonomy places the organism in Eukaryota, Metazoa, Chordata, Actinopteri, Cypriniformes, Cyprinidae. Gene Ontology annotation, biological process: triglyceride biosynthetic process. The record is from RefSeq and is a predicted model, not a curated record.
UAUAGUUUUCUAAAAUUAUCUAGUAGAACUGUAUUUAGAUAAUAUGCAUUUCUGAUAAGCUUUUAGGAAGAGUGUCUUCUACUUUGGGGGGUUAAUGCAUUACGGAGACCCUUACAGUUUCCGUCGAAAUAAGCUAACGAACUAACGUUACGGCUAUUAGCCACAAAUAUCAUAUCAUAUAAUACAAUACCAUAAUAAUUACUACAGCUAUCCACAAAUGCCAUAUAAAAUAAAUAAAAUAUAAACCUCACAGUUUAUACAUCUAUUAGCCACAAAUAUCAUUAAAAAUGCCAUAGUUACUACAAAUAUUAGACACAAAUAACAUAAAAAUAAAAUAGGCAUACCUAGUUACUACAAAUACAAAUACAAAUAUCAUAAAUAAAGACAAUGAAAAAUACCAUUACUACAGCUACCAACUGAAUAAUAAACGUAUAGAUCUACUAGCUCUCACUAUAAAAAUUAUAUGAAAUAAAAUGUGACCACAAAACCAGUCAUAAGUAGCACGGCAUACAAUACCCUGUAUGAGUUAAAAUUAUCGAUUUUUCUUUAAUGCCAAAAAUCAUUAGGAUAUUAAGUUAACAUCAUGUUUCCGUUUCAAUAUUUUGUAGAUUUCCUACCAUAAAUAUAUCAAAACUUAAUUUUUGAUUAGUAAUACACAUUGCUAAGAACUUAAUUUAGACAACUUUAAAGGCGAUUUUCUCAGUAUUUAGAAUUUUUUUGCACCCUCAGAUUCCAGAUUUUCAAAUAACUGUAUCUCAGCCAAAUAUUUUCCUAUCCCACACACCAAGGAAAAGCUUAAUUAGUCAGCUUUCAGAUGAUGUAUGAAUUUCAAUUGCAAAAAAUGGACCGUUAUGUCUGGUUUUGUGGUCUAGGGUCACAAAUGACAGAGACAUUCAUAAAGGUUUUGUUUUAGUGUUUUAAAAAUAUUUACUGCGUUACUUGUUUAAGGUGAACUCAGCAAUAAACAGGUCAGAUGCUGUACAGUAAUACAGAAACAGGCCACCGACCACAUAAAAAAAUGUCCCCAGAGGCAGUACUUACACACUGAUUACGACAUUUUAAACACACACCACCUCUGUUUUGGCUUUUACCUUCACCCGCUUGAGCAGAUGGCCUGAGCCCAGAGCCCCGUCCCAUAGACUGACAGGAAGGAGAGCAGAGAGAUGGAAGGUGCUUGGGAAAUUGCAUUCGUGUUCUUCCAGGUGUGGCUGUCCAUAGUAGUGGGGCUUAUCAUGUUACCUGCCAUGUUUGGUGUGUCCCUGGGGUUCACAGAUAUCUACAUCAAGGUGCUGGUUAAGACACUGGAGUGGGCGACUCUCAGGAUCCAAAGAGGACAGAAGGAACAGGCAGCACUGCCAUCACAGUCAGCCAACGGGAUCAUUGAGAAAGAUGAUGGCUCUAUGCAGGAGGAGAUCGGAGAGCUGCGACGAUCCCAUCCUAAAAAUCUGGCGGGGGGAGACUUUACACUGUGUGAUGCCUUCUAUUUCUGUAAGAAAGGCAUUGAGAACAUUGUUGAGGAUCAGGUGACUCAGCGCUUCACGUCGGAGGAACUGGCUUCUUGGAACCUCCUCACACGAACCAACAACAACUUUUGUUACAUCAGUCUGCGGCUCACCAUCAUAUGGGGCCUGGGAGUUUUCAUACGUUACUGUAUCUUGUUGCCACUGAGGAUCACGUUGGCUGUUAUCGGAUUGAGUUGGUUGGUGAUAGGAACUAUUCUUGUUGGAUUGCUUCCUAGCAGCAAUGUGAAGAACUGGCUCAGUGAUUUGGUUCAUAUUACAUGCUACAGAAUAUGUGCCAGAGGCCUGUCUGCUACCAUUCGCUAUCAUAAUAAAGAGAAUCGGCCGAAAAAAGGAGGUAUCUGUGUUGCCAACCACACUUCCCCAAUUGACAUUGUCAUUCUGGCGAAUGAUGGAUGCUAUGCUAUGGUAGGUCAAGUUCAUGGAGGCCUCAUGGGGGUCCUCCAGAGGUCAAUUGUGCGGUCCUGUCCCCAUGUGUGGUUUGAGAGAUCCGAGAUGAAAGAUCGCCAUGCGGUUGCCAAAAGGUUAAAAGACCAUAUUGCUGAUAAAACUAAGCUGCCAAUCCUGAUCUUCCCAGAGGGAACUUGCAUUAAUAAUACAUCGGUCAUGAUGUUCAAGAAGGGAAGCUUUGAAAUCGGUGGAACUAUAUACCCAGUAGCAAUCAAGUAUGACCCUCAGUUUGGAGAUGCCUUCUGGAACAGUGCCAAGUACAACAUGGUGAGCUACCUCCUCAGGAUGAUGACAAGCUGGGCCAUCGUGUGCAAUGUGUGGUACCUCCCACCUAUGACUCGACAGGAUGGAGAAGAUGCGGUUCAGUUUGCUAACAGGGUGAAAUCAGCCAUAGCACAUCAGGGAGGACUGGUGGAUUUGUCCUGGGAUGGAGGACUGAAGAGGGAAAAGGUGAAAGAGUCAUUGAAGGAGGAGCAGCAGAAGAUGUACAGCAGUAUGAUCAUAGGCUCGGACUUUAACGAAGCCUCUGUUGGUCCCGCAUAAAUUUCAUCUCACACUAUUUAUGAACUUGAUCUUAAAGUGUGAAACACUUCUAGCUCAGCGACUGGACACAAUCAUUCAGCAUCCAUCGGUGUUGCUCCUUAUGAUUCAGCCAUAUUUUUUUUAAACUGGAAAGUGUUUUCUUGAGAUCUGAACUUGUCCUUCUUUGUUUUCAAAUAUGUACAGAAAUCUUAAAAUAGUGAGGAUAUAUAGUUACAAGACAUGCUGAAACACUCAUACUUUCACUUUGUUCUCAGUCGUUGCUGGGAGUUAGUUGUUGUCUGGUUUCUUUCACAAUCCACUGUAUAGAUGUGCAUGUUAAAAUAUCCACUUUGUGCAUGUUCAUAUUGUAUUUCUCAGGUCCAGUGGGCUGUUCCUGUGUGGACACUAGAGGUCACUGUUACCAAACGAAAGACACAUCAGACAGCUCACUAUCGUGAUUGCCUUUCCUAAUAAAAUAAUGAAAUUAAAUAUU